GAGGCUGGAGCCCGGGACCGGUGCCGCGCGGGGAAUGCUGGCUAAGUGUCAGUGGACCGCCACCUCUCCCUAAAGGUCCAGGUCUGCCCUGAGUGAUGUGUGGACUUGCUCCUGGGAUAAGCCGGACUGUGCCACUAGGCAGCUCUUCCCAGCAGAGAAGAUGACUCAGAGCCAUGUGGGAAUCAACAGUGACUAUGGUGACUGGAACUGGAGUGCAGAUGCUGGUGAACGGGCCAGGCUUUUGCAGAGCCCCAGCAUGGAGCUGGGGCCCAAGGGCCGAGAGGAGCACAAGGCCACCACAACCUCGAUGCUGGGGGCAGUCUUCAUUGUUGUGAACGCCGCCCUUGGUGCAGGCCUGCUCAACUUCCCAGCAGCCUUCCGGAUGGCCGGUGGAGUGGCAGCAGGAAUCGCCAUGCAGAUGGGCUUGCUGCUCUUCAUUAUUGGUGGACUGGUCAUCCUGGCCUACUGCUCCCAAGCCAGUAAUGAACGCACAUACCAGGAAGUGGUGUGGGCCGUUUGUGGCCGAGUCCUGGGUGUGUUGUGUGAGGUGGCCAUCGUGGUCUAUACUUUUGGCACCUGCAUUGCCUUCCUCAUUAUCAUUGGGGAUCAGCAGGACAAGAUAAUUCCCGUGUUGGUGAAGAACUGCACCAGAGAAGGGAAGAGCUGCUGGUACACAGAUCGCAAAUGCACCAUCAGCAUCACAGCCUUCCUGCUCAUCCUUCCUCUCUCCAUUCCCAAAGAAAUUAGCUUCCAGAAAUACGCCAGCUCCUUAAGUGUGAUUGGGACAUGGUACGUCACGAUCGUCAUCAUCAUAAAGUACUUUUGGCCUGAUCAGGUCAUCUCCCCAGAGGAAGUCCCAACCAGCCCUUCUUCUUGGGUGUCCGUCUUCAACGCCAUGCCCACCAUUUGCUUUGGCUUCCAGUGCCACGUCAGCAGCGUGCCCAUCUUCAACAGCAUGAAGUGCCCUCAGGUAAGGUCCUGGGGAAUCGUCGUGACAGCAGCCAUGGUCAUUGCCCUCUUUGUCUACACAGGCACAGGGGUCUGUGGUUUCCUGACCUUUGGCGAGAGCGUGAAGCAGGACGUGCUGCUCUCCUACCCUUCGGAUGACAUUCCAGUGGCCAUCGCACGGGCCUUCAUCAUUCUCUCUGUCCUGACUUCUUACCCGAUCCUGCACUUCUGUGGCAGAGCCGUCCUGGAAGGCCUGUGGUUGCGCUACAAAGGGGAAGCACUGGAAGAAGACACAGUUCAGGAACGACGGCGAAGCCUGUUGCAGACAAUCUGCUGGUUCCUCCUCACCCUUCUCCUGGCCUUGUUCAUUCCGGACAUCGGCAGAGUCAUCUCCGUCAUCGGAGGGCUGGCUGCCUGCUUCAUCUUUGUCUUCCCAGGACUCUGCCUCCUCCAUACCAAGCUUUCCGAAGUUCAGGGAGCUGGACAAGUGGGCUGGUGGAUGGCGGUUAGCUAUGGAGUAUUCAUGGUGGUCCUUGGCACAUUCAUCUUUGGACAGACAACUGCUAAUGCCAUCUCCGUGGAUCUCAGGAAGUGAUCCGUCAACUCUACCUCAUUGGAUCUAUACUGUCCCCUGUGGAAUUUAGUUAGUCAAAAUGGAGACAUUGCCCCAAUUUUGGAGAUACCUUAGCAUUGACAAAACACAAGCAUCCUUUUGUUCUUCUGGUCAACUUUCACUUCUCUGGUUUCUGGUUGCAUUUCGGAGCAGGACUUUUGGCCUUGCUUCAGUGCACCCUCAUGAAAGAUAACCCAAGAACUUCAGCAAAUGAGGACGUCUCUUUGUUUCGCCAAGAAGCUCAGCUUUUCUGUUUGGAUCAGGGAUGGAAUAAAGUGAAUGUAUUUGAUUGUCACACCAUUGGGGAAGACUAGGCAAAAUCAUUGUGACUUGAAGUACUUAAAGGAAUUGGUGCUUAUGAAUCAGCAUGUGGAAAGCACACUGUCCAGUUUUAGCUGAGAAAGGGCCCUCUUACCUUGUUUGUGUGAAGCUGCUUUUGCUUUUUGUAUCUGAAACUGAAUCUUGCAAAAAAUCCUUGACUAGAAAUGCAUACUUUCCCUGUCCAGUGAUUUUGAAUUUAUUUGAGAGGAGUUC
Molecule: messenger RNA, 2095 nt
Organism: Candoia aspera
Lineage: Eukaryota; Metazoa; Chordata; Lepidosauria; Squamata; Candoiidae
Gene: SLC38A7
Product: solute carrier family 38 member 7
Exons: 11
Coding region: 161-1543 (460 amino acids)
Biological process (GO): amino acid transmembrane transport
Molecular function (GO): L-asparagine transmembrane transporter activity; L-glutamine transmembrane transporter activity
Source: RefSeq, a predicted model, not a curated record